CUGGGAAAAAAUUAGCCAAUCAGAAAUGUCCCCAUUCAGGUUUUCUUUUUCCUGUGACGUCACCAAGCAGGAUAACGCCCACCUCCAGUCAAAACUCUACUGACAUUUUGCAUAUCUGCGCUGUUUUCGUCCAUAAGAGGGAGUCAAGUUUUUUAAAAAGCACUGGUUGGGCCCAGUUGCUCCACAGACGCGCCGAGCCGCCACGGAGAAGAGACUUCUUUAUUUUCUCUCCUUUAUUAGUGGCAAAGUGGCAAAGUUUCCACUUUGGCGAGGUGGCAACCAAUUCCCACUCCAUUAAAAAGGUCUUUUUUUUUCCAAACACAGCCUGGAUUAACUCAAGCGGCUUUUUAAAUUAACUUUUUCGUGUGUUUUUUUUGUAAUUGUUUCGCUAUGUUGUGGAAACUAGCCGACAACGUCAAGUAUGAGGAUGACUGCGAGGAGAGACACGACGGCAGCAGCAAUGGCAACCCGCGGUUGCCUCACCUGCCAGCUGUCAGCCAACACCUCUACAGCCCGUCUCCCUCCCUCUCACACUCGGCGAGCUCGGACUUCCAACCGCCGUACUUUCCUCCCCCAUACCAGCCCAUCUCCUACCCGCAGUCCGGUGACCCUUACUCCCACCUGGCCGACCCGUUCAGCAUCAACUCCAUCCACCAGUCCUCGCCGGUGUCCAACCAGCAGCAGCAGCCGCCGUGGCCCGGUCGCCAAAGCCAGGAGGGCCUGGCGGCGCACGGCAGGAGCGGCCUGGCAAGCCAGAUCCUCGGCCUGGAGGGAGGCGGUUCCUCCGGGGUGAGAAGGGAAGCCUUCCGCCGGCCGGAGCUUCUUGCACCGCAUGCACACGGCAUUGAGUCGUCGGUGAUCGGGGAGAACAUGGGCAUGCAUGACAUGGGCCAUGGGAUGGAGGACGUGCAGCACGUAGAUGACCACAGUAUUAUCAUGGCAGAUCAGACCGUUAUCAAAAAAGUAUUAGGACUGCGAGGGGGCAGGAGCCUUGAUCGCGUACAGAGGACUUGUUAUCAGGGGGGCAUCCUUGCGGGGCCUGUGACUCUUCCCAAAGGCAACGCACUGGGCCUCCCCUUCCAGAAGGAGUCCUUGCUGGGAAUGGUUUCAAACCCCACCGAGGUGUUCUGCUCUGUCCCGGGUCGCCUCUCGCUGCUGAGCUCCACCUCCAAGUACAAAGUAACGGUUGCCGAGGUCCAGAGGCGACUUUCGCCACCGGAGUGCCUGAACGCAUCACUGCUGGGCGGAGUUUUACGCAGAGCUAAAUCGAAAAAUGGCGGACGCUCGCUAAGAGAAAAACUGGACAAAAUCGGGCUCAACUUGCCUGCUGGAAGACGGAAGGCGGCCAACGUCACUCUACUUACCUCACUGGUGGAAGGUGAAGCGGUUCACUUAGCCAGAGACUUCGGUUACGUCUGCGAGACGGAGUUUCCUGCCAAGGCGAUUGCAGAGUACCUGGGCAGGCCUCACGUGGAACGCAAUGAGGUUAAUUCGCGCAAGAACAUGCUCCUCGCUGCCAAGCAAAUUUGCAAGGAGUUCACCGACCUGCUGACCCAGGACCGCUCACCGCUGGGCAACUCGCGACCGGCGCCCAUCCUGGAGCCGGGUAUCCAGGGAUGCUUGACUCACUUCAGCCUCAUCAGCCACGGAUUCGGUUCACCGGCCAUCUGCGCCGCAAUGACGUCGCUGCAGAACUACCUGAACGAGGCCCUCAAACAGGUGGAUAAGAUGUACCUGAGCGCUGGCGGCGACACGGCGGGAGAUGGCGGGAGCAAAGCGGCCGAUAAACUGGACAAGCACCGGAAAUGAGACGCUCUCCUGGGAGAAUCCAUUUUUGAACUCGGAGAAGCAUCCUUCAUGUUGCCGUAUGCUUUUUUUUUUUUUUUUUUUUGACUUUUCUACAAUGGAGAGCUGUCUGUUAACAUGACAAACAACUUUGGGAGACGUUGGUGGAGGACAAGAGCAGGUGUGCUUUUUUUUUCUUUUAUUUCCCCUCAAGAGGACAUCAUUUCAAGAUGCUGUGAUCUCCCCAUCCUCCUCCUACUCCUCCUACUCAGUGCUGUCUGGAGGCAAAUCCUCUGAUUUCCUGUGUCUCAACACAAGGACCACAUUUUAUGAAAAAGAGACGCAAUUCUUUCUGGUUUAAAAAAAGUCGAAAAAAAAAUCUGAUUAUUGUUUGUGGUGCACCACGUCACUCACGUCAGGAUGGAUCCAGUGUUAUUGUACUUUACUGACCUUCAGUCUGAUGAGGUCCAAGAGAAACCUUGUCAGUGUUCACACAGAGGAUGCUGCCAUGUCUUUAAAACUAACGAUGGACAUAAGAAUCCAUUCAUUCACUGAUUCUUACACUGUGAUACCAGUACCAUCGGUAGUACGUGGAAUUAUUAAAAUUUGAACGAUACACUACAAAAAUGAUGUUUAACAUAUAUUUUAAAUCUCUGAGUAACUACACGUGCACAGGAAAUAGUUAUCAUGUUGAACAUUAACCCUUGUCUCUUCGAUUGCCAUUGUUCACUCACAAUACAAUCCAGGUUUAAGCCCUAAAAAGAUGACUCACAUAUUUAUUAAACACAUUUAAAGCACAAAAAGUAUAGCUACUCAUUAAUAAUGGAUAAUAAUGUCAUGUAAUCUAUGAGUGGAGUCAUGGUAUAAUUCCAUGGUAUAAUUCCAGUAACAGUUUCUGAUAUUACCAAGUCCUUCCAAAGCCAAACAAAUGUAUGUGUAUAAGCACACAGCUAUGGUGCGUUGAAGGACCUCUGGACAAACUGCGACAUCUCAACUCUUGGCGAAAAAGCAUUAUCAGUGAAUCCACAAUGUGGACAUUAAUCCACACUGCUCACCUGUUGUAAUUCCAGUAACAGUUUCUAAUAGUUACCAAGUUCUUGUGUGUCUAAGCAUACAGCUAUGGUGCGUUGAAGGACCUCUGGGCAAAUUGCGACAUCUCAACUCUUGGCGAAAAAGCAUUAUCAGUGAAUCUUAAAGACGUAAACAUUGAAAAAAACAAAAAUUGUCGACUUUAUUGGUACAUGCAUGUUGUGCAUUUUACUAGUAUUAUCACAUAUCUAUACAAUAUUACCAACUGAGGGCGUAUGAGGUGUGUACUACGAAAAACAAUUACACACAUUGUGUGGAAAUUCAUAUUGUUGAUUACCUGCGCUUCCAUACAAUUGAAAUUGGAGUCGCUGAUUUAAAUGCAAUUUUAAAAAAUAUAUUUGAGGUAUUAAGAAGUUUGAGAACCAUUGAAUGAAUGUAUUCAUUAAUUAUAAAUGAGUCAAGUUAUUCAUUUGUUUACCACGUUAUAUCCUCUUAGUAUUUAAAAAAAAAUGACAACCUAAUGAUGAGUUUACUUUGUGUGUUGUGAGAAUGAGUGGACAUAUACUGUACAUAUUUCUUUCUGAUUAGACAUUAAAUCCCAAUAUAGAAUUUUAUCCACACUCCUGUCCCAGAUGUAAAUAUUUUCUAAUUUAUGUUGUAAUUUAAUUGGCUUUUUUUGUUGUUGUUAUUGUAAAUAUUUUUAUUUUGUUUUCGUUGGUGUGUGGUUUUUAUGAUGACGUGUUUUAUAAUAAACGGGUUAGUUUUCUAUUGAGUAGAAGAUUAGGAAGUUGGGCGUGCUGAUCAUGAUGAUGUAAAAGAUAAAAAAAAAAAAUCAGGAAAAACUAGACGUGAUGUUUUAUAGCGAGACACGGUAUUGUCUCGCUAUUUCACUGAUUGGUCAUGUGUAUGACCAUUUUCCUUUUAAUAAAACAGCAAAGUGAGGAGAAGAAAGGCUUCAUUAUUUGCUGUUGUGUAGUUUUUGGCCUCUGUGAAGCCAGGCAGCAUCAUGUGAUGGACUCACAACGUUCGAGCUGUUCUAAUUUUAAAAGGAUACAAACCAAUUGGCUCCAGGCAUCAUGGAAACUUUUUUUUAACUGUUCAGGUGAUAUUUUAAGUCACAUUGUGAACUGUCAACAACAAAAAGUUAAAUAAAGCUGCGAUAAAUUAGAAAAACACAGGCAAUAAGGAAAAUGGAAUCUUUAAAUUCACCUCUACACUACAUUAACAGGUGUCAACUUUUAAUUUGUUUUGUUUAAUAAAGUUUU
Doryrhamphus excisus (bluestripe pipefish) is the source of this 4079-nucleotide messenger RNA. NCBI's taxonomy places the organism in Eukaryota, Metazoa, Chordata, Actinopteri, Syngnathiformes, Syngnathidae. The record is from RefSeq and is a predicted model, not a curated record.